Osmerus eperlanus (European smelt) is the source of this 669-nucleotide messenger RNA. Its product is annotated as protein insensitive. Gene Ontology annotation, molecular function: DNA binding; transcription corepressor activity. The coding region runs from base 1 to 636 and encodes 211 amino acids. The transcript is spliced from 6 exons. NCBI's taxonomy places the organism in Eukaryota, Metazoa, Chordata, Actinopteri, Osmeriformes, Osmeridae. Gene Ontology annotation, cellular component: nucleus. The record is from RefSeq and is a predicted model, not a curated record. Gene Ontology annotation, biological process: positive regulation of neuron differentiation; negative regulation of Notch signaling pathway.
AUGAGAAGGGAGGGCAUGAGACGGGAGGGCAUGAGGCGGGAGGCUGAUACCUACAGCCAAGAUGACAACAACCAUGCGAAAGAGCAGGAAGGGUGGAAGAAAGAUCCUGCAGUGAGAAUUCAGUCAGAAUUACAAGAACUAAAACAUCUUAUUCUAGGCCUACAAGCCCAAGUGGCUUGUCUUCAAAAAAGUAUUGAAAAUAAAGCAAAAGUUCCUGAGCCCUGCUUGGAUGCUACAGUGACCUGUCCUGAAACGGAUCAUGAGCCUAGAUCAAGAACAGAAGUGAGCAGUGAUGACUCGCCAAGGGACAUUCCAAAGGUGAAGAUUGGCCCUAAUACAUUUAUCAGUCCCUGCCAAUACUCAUUCAUUAAAUGGGGGGAUUCGAAAAAGGCCACCAAAGAACUGUGCAUGGCGGUCUUUGGGAGGCAGGUGCUUGCAAGUCACAGUGUGACUGGCAGAAGGUCCAAUUCCUUCAAAGAAAGAAAAAAGCCCCAACUUGACCCUGCAAAAAUAACUGACAUACUUGAAUUCAUGAGUGCCAAAUCUGGAAUCUCCAAAGCAGAAGUUAGAAAACUUAUUGCUCAAAAAUGCACAGAUGAGGAAAAGUUAUCAAGGAGGAGAAAAACAUCAGCAUGAGAUGAAGGAGGAGAAGGACAAGCUAUUAAGGGG